Messenger RNA from Apodemus sylvaticus (European woodmouse), 663 nucleotides. RefSeq names its product chromosome 9 C2orf80 homolog (gene C9H2orf80). NCBI's taxonomy places the organism in Eukaryota, Metazoa, Chordata, Mammalia, Rodentia, Muridae. The coding region runs from base 1 to 663 and encodes 220 amino acids. The transcript has 8 exons. The record is from RefSeq and is a predicted model, not a curated record.
AUGGAGAGGAGGCUCGUGAAGCAGGAGGUAAAAAGACUGCUGGGAGAAUAUAUUGGAAUCAGACUUCGGGAAAAUGAAUUUGAUCCUAAAGGAAGAGGCCAACUCACCUUUCUAGAUGAUAUGGUAAAGCAAGUCAUGGCCCACUAUGACUUGGCCAUCAGUGUUGCCAGUCAGUGGCUAGAUCAUCGCUCAGAAAACUUAACUUGGCUCCAGUGGGAGAAAGUGAGAGCACCUCUUCACGUCAGACCUGUGUAUCCAAACCGAAAAGAGCGAGAAGCGAUGAUCUUAUCAUCUUACGCUGGAGUCUUAAUGAACAGUAUCCCAAUUGAAGAAGUCCUUAAAAUUUACGGGGCCAAUUCUUCUGCCAGUUCUGAUUCUACCAAGGUCUCCCAGGCCCUGCUGCCCCGCCGCUCCUUGCACCCUUUUGCCUUGUUAACCGCACCCAGAGCAGCUGAGUGUAACCGGAGACAGAGUGUCAAGCUGAGGAGAGGAGCAAUGAAUAAUAAAGCCACCAGCGGCUCUACAAAGAAAGCCACGGCGCAGAAUGGAGAUCCUGCCGGGAAAGGUGCUCGCUCACCCACCCCAGCAACAAACAUCUCUCCAACUCCUGCCCUUUCUUCUCCGUGGUCUUUCACUCUUCAACUGUUAUGUGCAAGAGUUUAA